AUGUCCUUAAGCAAGUUUCACGGUGGCUCCUCCUCCUCUUCUGCCACGGCCUGCGCUGCUUGUAAAUACCAAAGGAAAAAGUGCACCAAAAACUGUACUCUCGCUCGUUAUUUCCCACAAGAAAGACAAAAUCACUUUGUAAACUCCCAUAAAGUGUUUGGAGUGAGUAACAUUACGAAAUUUAUCAAAGGAGUUGACGAAUGUUAUCGUGACUUGGCUAUGAGUAAUCUCAUCUUCCAUGCCAAUGCUCGUGCUCGAGAUCCGGUUUGGGGAGUUUGCAAGAUCAUUAUUGAUCUCAAGCACAAGAUUGCUUGUACUCAGGCUGAACUUAACUUAGUUAAUCAACAGAAGCUUGCUAUGUGUCAAACUAUAGCUCUCCAACAGCAAUUUGGCUGCUAUUCGUAUGGAGAUUUACUAGAACAAGAAGAGGAGUACGUUAAUAUCGAUGGUCAUGUUCAUCAAAACCAGCCACAACAUCAAGAGAUGACUCAGAAACUGAGUCCUUUGAACUACGAGAUGUUUAAAGACAUGCCUAUGAAGAAGGAGAGAAUCGCUGAUGGAGAACACAAGAAUCUCGUGAACCAGAUGACUAUGUCCAUGUCGCAUAUGAUUCAAGAAUUUUAA
Messenger RNA from Eruca vesicaria subsp. sativa (arugula), 624 nucleotides. The record is from the annotation of a GenBank genome assembly. NCBI's taxonomy places the organism in Eukaryota, Viridiplantae, Streptophyta, Magnoliopsida, Brassicales, Brassicaceae.